Messenger RNA from Elgaria multicarinata webbii, 1174 nucleotides. It is a transcript of the gene RIBC1, whose product is annotated as RIB43A domain with coiled-coils 1. NCBI's taxonomy places the organism in Eukaryota, Metazoa, Chordata, Lepidosauria, Squamata, Anguidae. The transcript has 8 exons. Bases 35 to 1174 code for a protein of 379 amino acids. The record is from RefSeq and is a predicted model, not a curated record.
AAACAUUACAGAGGGAAAAGGUACAGCUGCAGAGAUGUAUAAAGUGGACAUUCAGACAGAUCUAAAAGAGGUGGCUGCCAUUGAAGCCCGCAGGAACCGGGAGAAGCAAAGACAGAGCCGCAUCUUUAACGCUCGCUUCCGCACCAUGGGGGUGGACGUGGAAGGCUUGAAAAACCAAGUAGAAGAGCGAAAUCUGAGAGACAAUGCAGAGAAGCGACGGGAUGAAGCUUUUGAUGCAGACAUGGUGCAGUGUGACAAGAUUGCCCAGAUGUUGGAGGAAGAGGAGCGCCAACGGAAAAAGCAGCUGCAGCAGGCCGUCGUGGAGUUCCGUGAGCGGGAGCAGCAGCCCUCCACGCGUCGGGAGUGGGACAUCCACGACCCGGAGGCGGUGCGCAAGGGGCACCCAGCCCGCGUGAGCGAUGACGACCCGCGCUGCGGCCCCUCUAGCAUGCAGCGCUUUGCCGGAGAGGACCUCCGUGCGCCUGCCCGGCUCAGACUGCAGAAGGAACAGAACAAGCGUGUCCUGGAGGAGCAGAGAACCGAACGGGAAAAGGACCUCGCGGACCGGAAAUAUGCAGAUACCCUGGAAGACAAAAAGAGGAUAGAACUGGACCUGCGAGCCCUGGAGUUGGCCCGUCUGGAGGAGGAAUGUCGCAAGGCCAAAGCCAUGGCAACGGCUGACUUUAAUCGAGCCCAGGCCGCAGAGGUUGCUGAGCAGCAGCGUCUCGCCCAGCAGCGGGAACAAGACGAUAACUACACAGAGAUCCACAACCACCUGACCGGCGAUAUCCUGACCGAAAACCCUGACAUCGCCAAUAGCUUGGUGGGCCCACACCGUGUGAUCCCCUACCGCUGGAAGGGGAUGACCCUUGAGCAGAUGGAAGCGGUGUGGAAAACGCAAGCAGAGCAGUGCAAGGAGAACCAGAGGCUGCGGGAAGCAGAGCGGCAGCGAGAUGCCGAGUGGGACCGGCAGCGGCACUUGGCCGCCCGCGCUGCCUUGGAGCUGGAAGAGCAGGAACAGAAUUUCCGCCUGCAGCUGAGGAAGAGCCUGGACGCCUACAACCGGGAGCUGGCAGAUGCACAGAAGUCCAACUUACAGUAUCUGGAGAAAGAGGUCUACACCAACGCACCCACAGCUCAGUACCACUUGCAGUUCAACACCAGCAGCCGCUGA